ACGACGCGUCGUAGGCUGCUUCCGCGAUAAGUUAGUACGUCCUCCUAAGAAUAUUCGCGAUGGCAGGACCACGCAGAAAUAAGUCUCACAAGGUUCCAGGUGUGAAACUGCGUCCAGCAUUGCCGAAGUCCAAACGGAAAGACUCUGGCUUUGAGGAUUCCCCUUCAUACUACGACCAGGACGAUGACAUCCAGAAUAGCUCUGAUCUUGACGCCUCAUAUGCUGGAGAUGUGUGUCCCAGACCGUUCAGAAGCGUUGUGCUCUGUGCCACUGGAAUUGCGGACAAGUUGACGUUAUUCAAACAAGCCCUCGAACUCGGCGCACAAUCAUUCAGCGACUUGACCGAUCGCGUUACCCAUCUUAUAGCUGAAGAGCACGGGAGUGCGAAAUACAAGUGCGCUUUGGAAACUGGGAUACCCAUCAUGCAUCCGUCAUGGAUAUUCGAAUCACAUAAGGUGUGGCUCCGAGGGGAUGACGUUGACUUUCAAGAGUCUCAGCGUAUUCACCGAUUACCUAUAUUCUCCAACGUCACGCUAGCUGUCACUGGAUUUGAAGACAUCCCCAAACGAACAGAGAUUCAUCGACUCGUCGUCCAACAUGGUGGAACCUACGUCAAGAACAUUGAGAGACCUGUUCGGGUCACACAUCUCCUCUGUUUCAACUCUCACAGAUCCGCUUCAGGGUCUGAUGCUGUGUCAGACGACCCUCCAUCGAGCUCUAUACAGACGGCUCAGGCGGAAGAGGAACUUGCCGCGCUCAGAGAAACCUCCGUUAAAGCACGAUACGCGGAAAAGUUCAACGCUCGCAAAGAGGCCAGUAUCCAGGUCAUUUGGGAAGAUUGGUUUUGGGAUUGUCUGGCAUGUGGAGGUAGGUGGGAUGAGGAAUUGUACAAAGUUGGUGUUGUUACGAAGGAAGAGGCUAAGAAAAGGAGCGAGGAGAGAGCAAGGAUAAGAGAGUCGCAAGCCGCGUCUAUGACUCAAGCGAACCAAGAUAUACCUAUUUCUGCAUCUGCGACAACUUCAAUCCAUCCACUCGCAGGCGAACCAGUUGCAGCACCCCACAAUGGUACCUUUGACGACCCAGAGCAUGAAGAAGAGGAGCCAGCAUCGAUCAAACGCAUCCCUGGCGCGAAACUUGCCCUCUGGGGAUCUCUACUCAAACCGAGAGGAUUCGUUGUGGAUGAAGGAAAACUUGUUCGAAGCCCUAGCAAAUCGCAGACUCAACGUCGGACUGAGGAUGGCGAAGAUUCGCCGACGAAAGGCAAGGUAGAGGGGAUGAAGAGUGUUGUUGAGAUGGUGAGCGUGAGUGGGGAUGGGGGGAAAAGUAAGCCUAGUCUACUUGCGACUCUCCAACGCUCUAGGUCCUUAGUCCCGAUUCCGAACAAAGUUGUCUCGUCUACCAUUCGAGGGUCGCAACUGCAGCAAGUACAUCCCCUCAAACGUGUUCUCACUAACGGCGGAUCCAUUCAUGCACAAUCCAACGUCCAAAUUCCAUCUGCAGGAGACGAGGCACACCGAAAUCUCGAAGCUCCUCCAUCAUCUUCUUAUGCUACCCCCCAGAUGCAGCAACCGCAGCCAGAAGCUGGUCCUUCAAACCACAGUGCCUCUCCCUCAAAACCCAAUUCCGUUCCGAAGCCGGCAGGUAUAUUCUCUAAUACGACAUUCCGCCUCCUCGGUGAAGCACGCUCAGUCAGUGUUCGAAGUGCCGUCGAAGGUGCCGGGGGAAAUAUAUUGAGUGUUCGGGAAGAGGAGGAUGGUCAUGGUGAUGUUGAUGAGAAUAUUGAUUUCGUGCUUGUCAGACUAUUCCGUACAGAGUGUUGGCUCGAGCGAUGUCUAUUCGAGGAGCGGAUAUGUCCCGGAGAAGAACAUAUGUCCUUUAGACCUUUGGAGAACAGGGAACCAAUUGAGGGUAUUGAACUCGUCAACUUGAGUUAUUCAGGGCUAGACCAAUCUGAAGCUUGUUGGCUCCGACGACUAGCUCGUGCACUGGGUCUCACUAUCGCACCCAACUUCUCUCGUCGAAGUACUCACCUGCUUUGUCCUUCACGCUCAGGCGCCAAGUUUGAGAAAGCUCAGGAAUGGGGAAUUCCUGUGGUGGGGAUGGAGUGGCUAGAGGAGAUGAUCCACUCAGGACGUGUUCCAGGUUUUCAUAUUGGAGACGAUAGUGGUUACAGACAGGGCGGGUUCGCUUCCAAAGGCAAGGGGAAGGCAAAUGGGAAGGGUAAGGAGAGGGCGACGGAUAUGAUGAUGGAUAUAACUAAUAAUGAACCAGCAGCAUCCGUGCCUCGACCGAAAUCCCCAGUUGCGAUACCAAUGGAAGUCGACGCUGCACCCGCCCGAGGCACUGCAGAUGAGUCCUUCGGCCCUCCCAACCAUCUUCUCUCCCCCCCUCAGUCUUCACCAAGUCCCCUGUCUCCACAACACCCGCCUUCACCGCAAGCCACUCCGCCACCCUCUAGCCCACCGAUCGGCGAACCUCAUUCAUCCUCUCCAAUACCAGCAACCCCUCCUCGUGCCAAUCGUCACUCUCAAUCUCAUCUUCCUCAGCCAACUCGGACUCAGCUCGAACUUCAACAUGAUCGAGAACAUACCCGGAUACCUUCUUCUGAGACACCCUCUCCUAUGAAGCCCCCCUCACCAAUACGACUGAGAAACGAUCUCGAUCGCGAAACCACUACUAUGCUGAAUGACAAGUUGACGACCCUCCUUGGAAAACGACAGGUGCCGGAUAAUGAAGGAGAUUCGGGAAGACUGACUACACCAGAAUUAGAGCCUAUGAGAGCGAAGCGUGCACGACCGCCUUCGCGAUCAAAGCUUGCUAUGGAUAGCUCUCGCAUAAACGUCAUCCCAAGUUCACCCGGCCAAGGCGACAUUUCAGUUGCCCUUACGUCUCCCAUGAAAUCUACUGCCAUCCCAGCCAUUGUAGGAGAGGCGAGCGCGGACGUCACAGUAGACUACGAGGAACCGUCUCAAUCUGGUGAACGAAACAAACUACUCCGGUUGCUUCAGAACCAAAACAAGGAAGUUUGGGAAGUGCCGGAUAAUGAUGAUGAUGACGCUUCCGUCAUUGUGGUAGAAGGACCUGUGCCCAAGAAGGCGCGGCCUGCGAGAAGAGGUGGGUCUGGCUCGAGUAGAGGUUCGAAGGCUCGACCGGCAGCGAAAAGAAGAAGCACCAGACUAUCUGGUUUCUAGGUUUGCUUGAGAUUGUUUGCACAUUCAUCUCAUAUAGUUUGCAUAACUAGCAUAUGCUUAGAAUACGGAUGUAUGCUACAGCUACUAUUUUACUAUGUUACACAUGUACUUGUCUGGUUGGGUUUGACUCCUCAGAAUCUGACGGAUCCCGCUCUCAGUGUCCAUUGCAGUUGGACUAUACGUACAUUGCCCCAUUUAAACCAUUCAUGACAGACGUUACUUACAUGUCUCCAUUUCUUACCAACCAUGAUAUUAGGUCGUGAUUGCGAAUGAAAAACAUCUUAGAUGUCGGGCGAUGAGUAGUUGGAAAAGGGUCAAUAGCCUGAAGUUCCAGAAAAUAAGAGUCUUGGUAUAAAUCCCCAAAAUACAAUGUCUACAUCCAA
This is a messenger RNA of Somion occarium, 3574 nucleotides long. The record is from the annotation of a GenBank genome assembly. NCBI's taxonomy places the organism in Eukaryota, Fungi, Basidiomycota, Agaricomycetes, Polyporales, Cerrenaceae.